Messenger RNA from Acanthosepion pharaonis, 774 nucleotides. Lineage: Eukaryota; Metazoa; Mollusca; Cephalopoda; Sepiida; Sepiidae. The record is from the annotation of a GenBank genome assembly.
AUGUCAUUCACAUUAUCUAUCUAUCUAUCUAUCUAUCUAUCUAUCUAUCUAUCUAUCUAUCUCAGUAUGUUCACUAUCUAUCUAUCUAUCUAUCUAUCUAUCUAUCUAUCUCAGUAUGUUCACUAUCUAUCUAUCUCUGUUCACUAUUUAUCUGUUCAUAUCUAUCUAUCUCUGUUCACUAUCUAUCUAUCUAUCUAUCUAUCUAUCUAUCUAUCUAUCUAUCUAUCUAUCUAUCUCUGUUCACUAUCUAUCUAUCUCUGUUCACUAUCUAUCUGUUCAUAUCUAUCAAUCUCUGUUCACUAUCUAUCUAUCUAUCUAUCUAUCUCUGUUCACUAUCUAUAUAUCUCUGUUCACUAUCUAUCUGUUCAUAUCUAUCUAUCUCUGUUCACUAUCUAUCUAACUAUCUAUCUAUCUAUCUCUUUUCAUAUCUAUCUGUUCAUCUGUUCAUAUCUAUCUAUCUAUCUAUCUAUCUAUCUAUCUAUCUAUCUCUGUUCACUAUCUAUCUAUCUCUGUUCACUAUCUAUCUGUUCAUAUCUAUCUAUCUCUAUGUUUGAUGUUGAUUUUCAGUCUCAUCUUGUCCUCUUCAUAGGUGACCUUGUGCCAGACUGUCUGUUCACUAUCUAUCUAUCUAUCUAUCUAAAUCUGUUCACUAUCUAUCUAUCUAUCUAUCUAUCUAUCUAUCUAUCUAUUGAAAUCUGUUCACUAUCUAUCUAUCUAUCUAUCUAUCUAUCUAUCUAUCUAUCUAUCUAUCCUGAUAACAGACAUAGAGACUGA